This is a messenger RNA of Grus americana (Whooping crane), 2880 nucleotides long. It is a transcript of the gene LHFPL4, whose product is annotated as LHFPL tetraspan subfamily member 4. The transcript is spliced from 4 exons. Gene Ontology annotation, molecular function: GABA receptor binding. The coding region runs from base 275 to 943 and encodes 222 amino acids. Gene Ontology annotation, biological process: sensory perception of sound; gamma-aminobutyric acid receptor clustering. NCBI's taxonomy places the organism in Eukaryota, Metazoa, Chordata, Aves, Gruiformes, Gruidae. Gene Ontology annotation, cellular component: plasma membrane; inhibitory synapse; postsynaptic membrane. The record is from RefSeq and is a predicted model, not a curated record.
CGGCCCGAUCCCCGCGAGGCGCGCGCGGCGGGCUCGGCUCCGCAGUGGCGGGGGGCGCGCGCCCGCGCGCGCGGCGGAGGCGCGCGCGGGGCGCAGAGGCGGCAGCCAAGAUGGCGGCGCGGGUGGCGCAGGGGCCGGCAGCCCGCGGGCGCGCCUAGGCCGCUGGCCCCCCCCCCCCCCCACCCCCCUCCCCCCAGCCCCGGGCGGGCUCCCCGCCGUUUCGGCCCCCCCCUCCCCGCCCCCCGUCCCCUCCGGCAGCGCGGCGGCCGGCAGGAUGCUGCCCUCGCAGGAAGCCUCCAAGCUCUACCAUGACAACUACGUGCGGAACUCGCGCGCCAUCGGCGUGCUCUGGGCCAUCUUCACCAUCUGCUUCGCCAUCAUCAACGUGGUGGUCUUCAUCCAGCCCUACUGGGUGGGCGACAGCGUCAACACGCCCAAGCCCGGUUACUUCGGGCUGUUCCACUAUUGCGUGGGCAGCGGGCUGGCGGGCCGGGAGCUGUCGUGCCGCGGCUCCUUCACCGACUUCAGCACCAUCCCCUCGGGCGCCUUCCAGGCGGCGGCCUUCUUCGUGCUGCUGUCCAUGGUGCUGACGCUGGGCUGCAUCACCUGCUUCGCCCUCUUCUUCUUCUGCAACACUGCCACCGUCUACAAGAUCUGCGCCUGGAUGCAGCUGCUGGCAGCGCUCUGCCUGGUGCUGGGCUGCAUGAUCUUUCCCGACGGCUGGGAUGCAGAGACCAUACGGGACAUGUGCGGGGAGAAGACAGGGAAGUACUCCCUGGGCGACUGCUCCGUGCGCUGGGCUUACAUCUUGGCCAUCAUCGGCAUCCUCAACGCCCUCAUCCUUUCCUUCCUGGCCUUUGUCCUCGGCAACCGGCAGAACGACCUGCUGCACGAGGAGCUCAAGACAGAGAGCAAAGAUUUUGUCAGCACUGCGAGGAUAUAAGGCUGAGCGCCCGCAGCAGGACCCUCUUCCCGCAGCCGGCAGCCUGGGCGCUCCCUCCCCAUCCUGCCCUUCAUCUGCUGCCAGCGGUCACGCAGCAUCCCGCGCCGCCCCCUGGGCCCCACCGCCCACGGUGGGGAUGUGCCGGCCACCCGCCGCGUCCACGGCCACCUCCAUGUCCACGCCGGCACCGCCAUCCCACGCACCCCGCCAGCUCCGCACUCCCCACUGCCUGCGGGCCGCCGCUGGGGGAGGAUACCCCAAACCCGCUUCGUUCGAGAACAGUGUCCAACUGCGGUUUUGUUUUGAGGAAAAAACAGUCUCAGAGUUUUUAACAGAUUUCUACAUCCCCAGGACUCCUGACCCGCCGCCUCCCACCCAAACGUGUGCCCAGUGACGCCCCACGCCGGCUGCCCAGGCCCCGGCCCCCUCCCCGCUCCCAUUUUGUACAGCUCCAAGAUCCUGUCUCCACAGCCGGGGGACCUGGUGGCCAGGACGGGGCCCAACCCCUACUUUUACGUGUAAAUUCAUAUUCUCUAAACAGGGUAAAGUGACUCGAGCCCCCUCGCCCCCCACCCCGGGAGCCUGGCCCCAGGAUGUGGCAUUUCCCGGCACGUGGCCGGGGCCACAGGCUGCCGCUCACUCCCCACCCCAGUGCGGGGACCGCAGGGGCCUCGCUGCCGCCGGAACACCUGACUUGCGCCGCCGCUGAAUGUAAGCCCUGGUAAGUGGGAGCAGCUGAACAUGCAAAACCCCCUGGGCGGGCACAGGACCACCCCACCUCCCCUGCCAGCCCCUUCCCCGAGCCGGCCGUGGGCUGUUGCCAAACGCCUUCCCUCCCCAUCCCCAUACGGUGCUUUAUCUCCACUGGUGAUGGCAAGGCUCUCCUGGCCACACGGUGUGGCUGGGGGUACCUGGGCACUGCUGUGCCCGCCCUGGCAUCCUGGCCGUGUCCCCUGCCUGCACCUCGCUGGCACACGGUGACGGCCCGCAGGGGCCAGUGGCAGCUGCCCGGGUAGCGCUGAGCCUGGCAGCUGCCAAGCACCGCCCAGCCUCGAUCAGCACACACAGCACCCAAGAGCCAGCACCAACACCCUCCCUGGCAUGGGCGGCCACGGCCCGGCUGUGGCUCUGCUGGCCAGCCCGGCGUGCGUGGGCUUCCCCGGGUCCUGGCUGCAGGGGCUCGGGUCGCCGCGGCCCUUGCGAUGCAAUAAAGUCCUCAGCACUGGCUGCGUCUCAGCGCGAGUGGCUGGGGGCUGUUUGCAGGGCCGGGCCCCCAGCUCCCCGGGGAGCGAUGGGCCGGGGGCUUGCGGGGGCCCUGGCAGGGCUGGAGCUGGGCACUGGGCAAGGCCUGGGAGCGGGGCCGAGCCGGGCACAGGGACAGAGCGGGGAUAUGGCCCCAGGACAGGCAGCCCGGGGCAGAGGAGCAGCUGCCCAGCCACAGGCAAUGGGGCAGGGCCGUGGUGCAUGGAGGCUGCUGGGAGAUGGCGGUGAAGGGCUCUGCAGGAACCAACACCCAGCCCGGUGAGCCGGGGCACCCGGGGCUGGCGGGAGCCGGUAAGUCGUGUCCUGAGGCCCUGCGGGGCAGCAGUGAGGGACGGAGCCGUGCCAAAACACCGGCUGGGAGCCAAGGUCACCUGGGACGGUGUGGGUGCUGGUGCUCCUCUGCCAGCCAUGAGCCCGGCGGUGCCCAUGUCCCUCCGGCAGCGCCUGCGUCCCUGCGGCAGCUGCCUCCGUGGAGCGGGGCCGGCAGGAGCCCCCCGCGCCCAGCCCUGACAGCGCCCGGGUCUUGCCAGCUUGUGAGUGCUGUUGCUGGCUGAAUUGGAAAAACAAACGAAGAAAAUCAGUGGAGAAAGGAAUACAGUAGCUGUAAUAUAUCUGUAUUUUAGUACAAAGUUUGAUACAGUGUUUCACAAAACCUUAUUGAAAAAUAUAAUUCA